UGGCAAAGAUGGAGAGAAGUAUUUAGACUCCCUUCUUCUUAAAAGAGAAUUACUAGUAAAAAAAUGAUGAUCACCAAAACUUCUGUGAUUUUUUUUCUUGUAGUGAUAUUAACAAACUCACCGUCGAACUCUGACGUUUUAGCCUCACCAGUAUUCGAAACAUCAAAAAAUGAUGUUUGCACUAUACCAUGUUCAACAAGGUACGGAAAUUAUGAAUGCUGGUUUGACUGCACUGACAGGCGGUACAAGGAUGGAGAGUGUGUUAAUGGACGAUGUUGUUGUAAAACAUAAUAGAAACCGAUCGACAAUUCAAGCGGUUGAUUUAUGUUGUUAUGGCAAUGGCAUCAUCAA
Messenger RNA from Camelina sativa (false flax), 351 nucleotides. The record is from RefSeq and is a predicted model, not a curated record. Lineage: Eukaryota; Viridiplantae; Streptophyta; Magnoliopsida; Brassicales; Brassicaceae.